Molecule: messenger RNA, 795 nt
Organism: Sphenostylis stenocarpa
Lineage: Eukaryota; Viridiplantae; Streptophyta; Magnoliopsida; Fabales; Fabaceae
Source: the annotation of a GenBank genome assembly
AUGCACAAAGACAUGAUAGAGAGCACAGUGCCAGUAAAGCAAUUGCACUUUGUUAAUGCUGUGCCUUGUAGAAUUGCAUUCGAAAGGGGCAAAGAGCGUCAUUUUUGCUUUCUAGCAAUCUCUGUAGGCACGUGUGGGUGGCUUGUGCUUGCAGAAGAGCUGCCACUGAAGAAGCCCUUUGGAGUUGUUCGGGUUGCUGCACCUUUGGCUGGGAGCAAUCCCAGGAUUGAUGAUAAACAUCCAAAAUGGUUACAUCUGCGGAUUCGACCAUCUUCUUUGCCUAUUCUGGAUCCUGCCAAGUUCAAUAUCCACGGGAAAUUAAAGACAAGAGCUUUUGUGGAUGGAAGAUGGACAUUGGCGUUCAGGGAUGGGGAGUCUUGCAAGUCUGCUUUAUGCAUGAUUGUUGAAGAGAUUAAUUUUCUGUGUGACGAGGUUCACAGAAGACUAAAGCCUUUGCUCAACCUUGAAACCUCAUUGGAUUUAUCAGGUCUUGCAGAGGAGGAUUCCUCUUCAAAUACAACACCUCGCAAUUCGGACUGGGAGUCCUACACACCACUGUGCAUUCUCAUUAAGACUGUAGGGUGGAAGGGUGGGAUGGGAAGACAGGACCCACUUACGCCGUUCAAUCAUGCAAACUUUAAGGUCAAAGCAAUGAUAAAGAAUGUUGAACAAAUAAAAUGGAACCAGAAAGUGUCAAUGUCUUGUAGUGGAUUCUUAUUUUUGGUUUCAUUGGGUUCCUACAUCUAUUACUGUGCAUGCCCCCAACCUCAUGGAUUAAAACCAUCACAACACUAA